This is a messenger RNA of Penicillium malachiteum, 2118 nucleotides long. RefSeq lists its product as uncharacterized. The transcript is spliced from 7 exons. Lineage: Eukaryota; Fungi; Ascomycota; Eurotiomycetes; Eurotiales; Aspergillaceae. The coding region runs from base 1 to 2118 and encodes 705 amino acids. The record is from RefSeq and is a predicted model, not a curated record.
AUGUCAUUUGACAACAUCAAAGGCGCAGCAGCUGCUGUGAAUGCUGUGACCAACUCUCUGUCACUCACAGCUUUGCCCAACCCAGAAAUGGACAUUUCUUUGAUCUCCAAUUUCCAGUCGGAAGAGGAAGUCACGGGCAAAUCUGUGGAGAAAGAUGAGCCUGAGGCUUCUUUAUCUCUUGAUAACCCUACUCUUGAAACCAUGACAGAGAAUCUCAAGGAAGGGGGCAAGAAACGGAUCCCCAAUCCGGGUAGUUCAAACAGUGUUUUGGAGAUCCUCACAGUUUUGGGUACAUCAAUUAAAAGCGAAACUUAUCGAUCGUCAAGGGAAGUAAGGAAUAUACUGGAUGCUGGGAUCUUGAACAACCGCCAUAUCGCAGUCAGUAUUGUUUCUACCAAGAUCACUCUCUUCUCCAAGGCAGCCAUUGGAGCCAUACGCCGCUUGGUUCAUUACUAUCCAUCGGCAUCGCUUGAUGCCGAACAUAUCGAGUUGAGCUCGCCAUACACAUUAAUUGCGCAUUGCCUGAAAGAUCUCGAAUCCUUCUGCGCAGAGGUCCAUGAGACGGAUGCAACCAAAGCCCCUAAUUCCACCACCGUCGAAGAUGACGUGCCGUCAACUCCAACCUGCAACAAAGACACGGUUGAACAUCUUGGCAUACUUAUCGACUUUGUGAAAGAGCAUGUCUUCAAACAUAAGAUAGAAGAGGAGGAGAAGCGACAUGCUCAGUCUCUAUGCACCUUUCGGAUGCUUUGGCUACUUUUCAAGCCAGGGGAUACUGUUUAUGUCGAGUCUGGUGGGCGUCAGGUUGCUUAUGUUGUCCAAUCAGUCCAGGUAGAUGAUUCAAUCAUGGCACCGGAUCGUCGUCGGUAUGAUCCAUACACAAUCACCGUAUGGAAUCUCGCCUUUGACGGGACCUUCGUGAGAAGGGCAAAUCUCAAAGUCUACAUCUCCCAUUUUGAAGGGGAGCGCAGUAUCACAUCGUUGAAAGUCUUUCCUUCUACUUUCCUUGAUCAGAAGGACAAUUGUGAGACUCGCCGGAAACUGGAAGCGAGUGGAGAGAAAUGGUAUGGACUUCUUCGAGGGGCACAGAUGUAUUACAAUGGUCACAUCAUGAGUCCAUCCAAAGGGACACUCGUUGGCCGUGUCUAUAUCGACAGUUCGUCGUACUACUCGCAACACGGUAAUGGACCUGAUGUUGGCGAAGUCGAUGAUAUCGGAGAAGGUCUCGCCAAGUGCCCGUGCGAGCAAUGCCACGGUCGCAGACCACAUCCCCCUGUUCAGUUUCCCUGGGGUAAGUAUGACUUCCUGGACCCAGAUGUAACAGAAAGCCUGGUGGAUGAAGAAUCGCCGCAUGGCGCACGACAUCGAUAUUUAAUCUGCGAGGGGUUUGUUUACGGAUUUGUUCUCAAGUCAAAAAAAUGGGAGAAACUUGAUAUUGAGUGCUUACUUCCCCCGCAGCCGAAUUUAAAAGCUAUGGAGUCCUUGGUAAUGCCAGAAGACAGAAAGGUCAUGAUCAAAGCUCUCGUGGAAAAGUUCUCAAGGGUGAAUCACGGGAAAGGAAGCUCAAAAUCCUGGGGAGCCGACUUCAUCCAGAACAAGGGCGAGGAGUGUAUAGCAGAGUUUACUGGAAGGGCUCUCUUAUCUCUCACCUGUGGUGAUAUUGGUACAGAUGAAGUUGUGAUCGAACAAAGGCUAUCCGAAUGGUUCCGGUUGGCAGAGAAAUGGGGCGCAGUCAUGCUGCUAGAUGAGGCGGACGUCUUUUUAGAGAGAAGACAGAUUUCUGAUCUUAAGAGAAACAGUUUGGUAUCCGACUUUGAAGUUACUAUGCGUGCGAAGAAAUACAUACUUUCUCAACACGCACUCAACGAGAUGGAGUGGAAUGGAAGGGAAAUUCGCAAUAUUUUCCAAACUGCUGUUGCCCUUGCGGAAUAUAGAUUCUCGCGGAAGACCGACAAGACUGAGUUCGAUGGCCCAGUGCUGGACCAACAAGACUUUGAGCAAGUCUGCAAUAUGACUCAAGAAUUUAAACAAUACUUGACAAACAUUCGUGGCAAUGACGAAGAGGAGCGGGCUGGUGCGCAUAAUGAUAGGUUUGAUGACCGUGUCUCCGGACAAUAA